UCAUCCCGCCAGGAAGGAUUGCUACUUAUUUGCGACACGUGUACAAACUCAACAAGUUCUACGGUUCUAAGAGCAAGACUGUGUACCGGGUUGCUGAGGCAAUUGUUACUAUAACUUUCUCAUGAAACUCUGUCCUCUCUGUUCUUGAGGACUAUCUGGCUGUUUUCCCUGAAGAUCGGUUCCGGUUCCAUAGGCACGAAAAAUUUGAAGCAGCCUGUGAUCUCAAAGGGGAUCUUUAUGAUUAUGUUGAUCAUAUUAAACUCGUGGAUGGGAAGACUGUCAAUGACAGUCUCGUUCUUGACGAAGCCGAGAUAGCUUCGAGUCGCCAAGUUUUGCUUCAUGUUCAAACCCAUGAUGGACCUGUGAUGAAGCUCUACUUAUGGAACAAGGCUGCUAUGGACUUGUGAUAAGUUUAAAGCGUCUGGAAGCACUCACACUGUUAUUUUACUCACCACUGUAAACCCGAAACGAUUUGGAGGCGUCCUAGCUCUUGCUUCUAUGGCAUCAUCUCGGGUUUUUCUGGACUGCGAUGUUCAAGCAACCCAGGAUUAUCUGACUUGGCUGGGUUCAAACUUGGAUAUUGCUAACAGUGUUAACGCAGAGAUUGUUACCAAGACUGAGACAGUCAUUAUAGGGGAACUAUUCUCCUACAUCAAGCAGGAAAGAGCCAAGCUAAUGAGCUUAACCAUUCAAGUUCAUUAUGAAGAGCUUAGGUAUUUAUUAUAUUCCAUUCUACAAAUUUUGCAGGUUGCUUGGUUUGAGUGCACAGCCACUAUUGUCCAUGGUUCUGCAUGGUAUUACGUUGCUUGCGGUGGGUGCCAUACUAAGGCAACCAAAGGGCCUACCUCACUUAUGUGCAAGAAAUGUGGAAAAGCUGAAGUUGCCGGUGUUCCACAGUACCUAACGAAGCUAUCUGUCUAUGGCAACAAUUACCAAGCUGUUUUUGUGCUACUUGGCGAUGUUGGGGUUGAGUUGACUGGGAAGCAAGCCGCAGAAUUGGUAAAGAUCUACUUUGAGGCGAAUGAAAGCAUAGGAGAUGAUCACUUAGUCCCAGUGCCUCAAGCUUUGAUUGAUUUCAUUGAAAGACUCGCAAGUUCCUUGUGAAGGUCUCAAGCCACAAUUUGACCGACAAGACCCAAUCUCUAACUUUUACAAAGGUUCUCCCUCCUGAAGCUCCAGAAUCAGAAGGUGAAUUAAAUGAGAAUGUCAUUGUUCCAAAUGCGAAGGAAACUUUGCAGAUGGGAAAUGCUGAGGGUGGUUCUUCCACUGGCGUAGAAGAAUCUGCAGAUGGGAGAGUUAAAAGGGGUUCUGAUCGUGUUGUGUCGGAAGAAGCUAAACGUCCAAAAUGUGGCUAAUAGGUCUCAAGAAUUGGUUAUGUUCUUUUUAUAAGACUAUGCUUUGUUUAUGCUUUGUUUACUUUCAUUUUCAGACUUUGUCUUUGCAACACUUUAGUUAUGUUUUUUGCAUUAA
Raphanus sativus (radish) is the source of this 1470-nucleotide messenger RNA. RefSeq lists its product as uncharacterized. NCBI's taxonomy places the organism in Eukaryota, Viridiplantae, Streptophyta, Magnoliopsida, Brassicales, Brassicaceae. The transcript has 7 exons. The coding region runs from base 499 to 1104 and encodes 201 amino acids. The record is from RefSeq and is a predicted model, not a curated record.